GUCUGGCCUGAGCUGUUAAAACCACGCCUAUAGAGGCCCACAAUUGGUCCAGAAAGCGUAAAAUCAGCAAUCAAAGGGGCUUGGUUCAUUAGUGCUGGGAUCGAGGCAGGAAGGACAUGUGAGAUAGUCCCGUUUGUGCAGACCAAGGAGCAACAUCUCAGCCCUCCGACUCCGCGGCUCUCUGGAUGAGUGCAGCAGCCCCUCCACAAGCACAGCUUAGUUUCCUGAAGGCGACCGGCGAAGGCAGACACCACAGCUAGACUCUGUGCGCAAAGAGUCCAAGGACGGGCUUCAAGAGGUUUUCUUUUGUGAUUGAGGGACUUCGUGGAGGUAUCGGAGGAAUCUUCUUCACCCGAGCAGCGCGUGUCCAUAACGCGCUUUAAAGCUUGUUUGUCUGGGACUAUUUUCUAAAUUACUCCUGUACGUUUCUGCAGCCAUUUAAUCGCCGGGAAGCGGAGCGCACUGAUCCUAGUGGGGGAAAUACCACAUCAUAUUAUUUCACUUCGAUUUGUUUUGGAUGCACCGAUGAGAGAUCCAGUUUUCACAGGGACUGCCAUGGCUUAUCACCCUUUCCACGCUCACCGGCCGACCGACUUCCCCAUGUCAGCGUUCCUAGCGGCUGCACAGCCCUCCUUCUUCCCGACGCUCACCCUGCCUCCCGGGGCGCUGACCAAGCCCAUGCAGGAUCAUAGUCUCGCCGGCGCGGCGGAGGCUGGGCUUCACCCGGCGCUGAGCCACCACCACCAGGCGGCCCAUCUCCGCAGUCUGAAGACCUUAGAGCCGGAGGAAGAGGUGGACGACGACCCCAAAGUCACCCUAGAAGCCAAGGACCUUUGGGACCAAUUUCAUAAACUAGGGACAGAGAUGGUGAUCACCAAAUCUGGAAGGAGAAUGUUCCCUCCCUUCAAAGUCCGCAUCAACGGGCUCGACAAAAAGGCCAAAUAUAUCCUGCUGAUGGACAUAGUGGCCGCAGACGACUGCCGCUACAAGUUCCACAACUCCCGCUGGAUGGUGGCGGGCAAGGCGGACCCCGAGAUGCCCAAGAGGAUGUACAUCCACCCGGACAGCCCUGCCACCGGGGAGCAGUGGAUGGCCAAGCCUGUUGCGUUUCAUAAACUCAAGCUCACCAACAAUAUUUCGGACAAGCAUGGCUUUGGCUCUCGCCUCUUCCCCACCUCCGGUCUCCAGACUAUCCUGAACUCCAUGCACAAGUACCAGCCCCGGUUCCACAUCGUGAGGGCCAACGACAUCCUGAAGCUCCCCUACUCCACGUUCCGGACCUACGUGUUCCCGGAGACCGACUUCGUGGCGGUGACCGCGUAUCAGAAUGACAAGAUUACACAGUUGAAGAUUGACAAUAAUCCAUUUGCAAAAGGAUUCCGAGACACCGGCAACGGAAGGCGAGAGAAAAGGAAGCAACUGACUCUCCCUUCGCUUAGAAUGUAUGAAGAUCAGUGCAAAACUGACCGGGAGGGAGCCGACUCCGACGCCUCAUCCAGUGAGCCUACACCCGGCAGAGACAGCGGCCACUCGCCCCUGGGAACCUCCUCUAGUCCGCUCCGAUUCAGCCGCACCAACAGAGAAGACAAGAUGUGCUCCGACAGCGACCCUGAGCUGGACCCCCACGACGACCUGUGUCCCGGAUCCGACAGCCCCGCCCCCGAACCCGUCUCCCCCUUCAGCUCCCGCUGUCUGGAGCGGGUGAGGGACCGGCCCUCCGGCCAGGAGAAGAGGGAGGACUGCCCUGCCCCGACGCUGGGAGUCAGGGCCCUGGAGAAGGACAAGGCGGAGGGACGGCACGGGAGGAAGGACGCCAGCGAGCCCUCUAACAAGGACAGCGAGAGGGAAGGCAUGGGGCCCAUCAAGGAGGGCUACUCCCCCCUCAUGGUGCAGACGGAGAGCCCGUCCCACUUCAGCCCCAGCCACCUCCAGAGCCUGGCCCUCUCCGGUCUGCACGGCCAGCAGUUCUUCAACCCGCUGGGAGCUGGCUCGCCGCUGCUGUUCCACCCGGGCCAGUUCGCCAUGGGGCCCGGGGCCUUCUCCGCCAUGGGCAUGGGCCACCUGCUGGCCUCCGUGUCAGGGGCCGGCGGCCUGGACAACGGCAGCCUCUCGGCCCAGCUCACGGCCCAGGGCGCAGGCGGCGCCAACCCCUUCCCCUUCCACUUGUCCCAGCACAUGCUGGCCUCUCAGGGCAUCCCCAUGCCGACCUUCGGAGGCCUCUUCCCCUAUCCCUACACCUACAUGGCGGCCGCUGCGGCGGCGGCGUCCGCCUCUGCCCUCCCCGCCACCAGCACCGCCAGCUCCCUCUCCCGGAACCCCUUCCUCACAGGCUCCCGGCCUCGGCUCCGAUUUAACCCCUAUCAGCUGCCCGUGUCCAUUCCUUCAAGCUCCCUCCUCACCAACAGUUUGCCAGGUAGCAUAAACCCUGGAUCGGAAUCCUCCAAGUCGGGCAGCAGGGAGACGAGCCCUGCGCCCGAGCACCACAAUCACAAGACAUCCUCGAGUGCGAGGGUCAGCUCACCCAAAGCCAACAUGAAAGACUCAAUCAAUGAGCUGCAGAACAUCCAGAGACUCGUGAGCGGCCUGGAGAGCCAGCGGGAAUCCUCUCCGUCCAGGGACUCUCCGAAGUGAUGUCCCACUUUGGAAUAGUUUGAUAUCGCUUACCUUUUAAAUGGACAGUUGUCUUUUGUCUUGUACAGCACAUUACACCGUUUUCCUAAACGUGUUGAGCUCUUAAACUGCGGGGACGAACGACCAAGCGGUGCGCCAGCGACAGACUGCGCGCAUUAGGGACCAACCAAAAGUACGCCUCUAAGUUGUAUGCUGACUUGAAGCAUAUACGGUCCUAUAGUUUGAAAAAGCAACCCCUGUAAAGCAACCUGUGUUGAGACGUGGGACAGAGCCGCCAGGAGGACGCGCUACCAGGGGGGACUUGAGGCCACUAUACUCUGGGCUAUUCUAGGUUUCUACCAGCGCUGCAUCACUGCGGGUUAUUUGGACCCCGGCGCACAAGUAGGCCUAUUGGGGGUGCAAAUAAAAGGUUGAAACGUAUAAAGCUUCAUCCAAAAAAGUUUCAAAGCCUGUAUUUCAAAAGGGAUGAAAAUAAUAGUCCCGCCUAUAGGUGAUCGAUAAGAACGUUAUCAUUUCUUCAAGACAAUUGUUUCUGAACUAUUUAUGUAAUUAAAAAAAUGAAUGAUGUAAAUAAACUAUAGGAUACAGGAAUAUGCAAUUGGUAUUAAUUUAUUCAAGGCUGUAUAUUAUGCGUGUAUAUAUUUCGAAUUAAAUAGUUCAUUUUUUCCAUUUGACAUGAAGGUGUAGUGUAGGCCUAUAAAGGAAAGCUAUUCAGCCCUUGUUGGUUUUGAACCGAGAUUGAUGCAUCGCUGGUUUCCCUGCCUUUGACACGUGGAGGAAACAUGUGUGCCAUGUUUAGUCGCUGCGUACACUAACAUCCACAGAGGAGGAAGGCGCUCCACACGGAUCACCCCGUCCUGGCAUGGGUCGAAGACGCAGACAUGAGAAACCUCAGGUUGUUUCACUCCAACCCCGGAGCGAUUCCAAGCAAUCCCACCUCAAAUGGACCCGUUGUUAAUGCAUAUCUAUCCAUAGGCUAUAUUUAAAAAAAAAAUGAGGGUAUAUUGUUAAUGCUGGUUGUCCGGGUAUUAUUAUUAUUUUAUUUUUUUUGAUUGUCUCACAAUUUAAAUAAAAAUAUUGUGUUAAGUAGCCUACUGUUGAA
Molecule: messenger RNA, 3733 nt
Organism: Gadus macrocephalus (Pacific cod)
Lineage: Eukaryota; Metazoa; Chordata; Actinopteri; Gadiformes; Gadidae
Gene: tbx2b
Product: T-box transcription factor 2b
Exons: 7
Coding region: 526-2631 (701 amino acids)
Biological process (GO): regulation of transcription by RNA polymerase II; cell fate specification; positive regulation of DNA-templated transcription
Cellular component (GO): nucleus
Molecular function (GO): DNA-binding transcription factor activity, RNA polymerase II-specific; RNA polymerase II cis-regulatory region sequence-specific DNA binding
Source: RefSeq, a predicted model, not a curated record